Molecule: messenger RNA, 1752 nt
Organism: Uncinocarpus reesii 1704
Lineage: Eukaryota; Fungi; Ascomycota; Eurotiomycetes; Onygenales; Onygenaceae
Exons: 3
Coding region: 1-1752 (583 amino acids)
Biological process (GO): retrograde transport, endosome to Golgi; intracellular protein transport
Cellular component (GO): retromer, tubulation complex; endosome; retromer complex
Molecular function (GO): phosphatidylinositol-3-phosphate binding
Source: RefSeq, a predicted model, not a curated record
AUGGACUAUUCAUCUAUAUCCACCGAUCCAGACCAUCCUGCCGGCUCAUCGCCAUGGGGAUCGUCUUCUCCACGAGCUGAUAGAACCACCUCUUCCGUGGCGGACGCGCCCUCGCCUCCUCUGGUCCCGCAACACGACUCGCCGUACACAGAUGCAACUGAGCACAUGCGACCUUCCACGGCCAACGAUCAGAAUUCACUGCCCGAACGUCUUCAGAGCGCACACAUCGACGAAUCCAAUCCCGGCGACAGCCGCGCGGGCUGGCGGCACACAUCUCAAACCCAAAACCCGAAUGCUCCUCGGGCUCAAGCUCCUGCGAGAUAUCAAACUGGAGCGAGGCAGCAAGCGCGGCAGAAUGCUCCUAAUUAUAAAUUGCAAGCAAAGAUUACUGCGCUGGAAAGGGCUGGGAAGAAAGACCCGAUCCUGCGCUUCGACGUCCACACCAAUAUACCCAAGUUCAGGACCACACAGUUCCGUGAUUUACGCCGUACGCAUUCUGAGUUCGUGAAACUCGCGGAUCACCUAAUAUCUUCGAACCCCGAAGCGAUUGUUCCUGCUGUGCCUCCGCCAUUAACCCCAGCCGGCGCUGGAACCGACGAGGACGAGGUACGCGUCAAAGCUUCAAUGCAGAGAUGGCUCAACUACGUUUGUAGCAAUGACGUUCUUAUGCAUGAUGAGGAGAUGGUCCUUUUCGUGGAAAGCGAUUUUGGCUACAGUCCGAUGGUGCGAAUGAAGCAGCCGGCAACCGGUGUCCGAAGGAAAUAUUUGAAGCAAUUUGCGCCGCCGCCAGAUGAUACGCCAGAGCUCUUGGAUGCGCGACCCAUUGUUAAACGAUUCUACCUUGGGACUAUGGAAGCGGGCCAAAAGGUCGAUCGUGUAGUGAAAGCUCGGAGAGGCCUUGCGCUUGCGGAGUCGGAUUUGGGCGUCAAGUUGGGACAAAUGCAUGUCCAGGAAACACAUCCUGGAUUGGCAAAUGCUUAUCGAAAGCUCGGCAAGGUCAUUCAGACUGUUGGCGACUAUCACGCAGCACAAGGAACAGCUGAAGCUACGACUCUUGGCGACCCUUUGAACUAUCACUCUUCGGAUGCAUUUAUAGUCAAAGAGACGUUAACAAACCGCCAUAUCCUUUUGCGCGAGCUGAUUCAAGCGCAGCAGACAGCAAGAAGCAAACGCGCAUCCGCGGACCGGUUAAAGUCGAGCUCGUCUGUUCGACCAGAUAAAGUUGACGAGGCCAUCACUGCUCUUGACGAAGCAAUUCAGCAUGAGGAGUACUUGACGAAAAAGACUCAGCGAGUCACCAACAAUCUGCUGCAAGAAAAGCGCCGCUGGUUCAACCGUACCGCAAACGAUGUUUUGCUCAGCAUUAAAGAAUAUACCCUUCGCCAGAUCGAGUUUGAACGCCGCACCUUGAGUACGCUCGAAAGCGUGCGUGCCGAUAUCCGUGCCAUUGAUUCUUCGGGCGGACUUAGUCGCUUGGGACGCGAGUCGCACCCUGCCGCUCGCCGGGCAAGCUUGGCUUCGAGCCAGGGGCCGAAAGGGGAUGCAUGGAGCGGUGUUCCUCGACGGGGUGAUAGUCUGAGUAGGAGCAUUAGCGGGAGCCUUAUCGCGCCUUUGCCGGAGGACGAUGAAGAUGUCAACGGUGGCGGUUCGCGGAUGGGCAUGACCAGGUCGCGCAGUGGGACGAUGGACGACGAUGAGGAUCGCGUUGAUGCCAAGAAUGCGGCGAGUCGUUUGGCCACGAGCACAUUCUGA